Protobothrops mucrosquamatus (brown spotted pit viper) is the source of this 2748-nucleotide messenger RNA. RefSeq names its product CAP-Gly domain containing linker protein family member 4 (gene CLIP4). Bases 76 to 2175 code for a protein of 699 amino acids. The record is from RefSeq and is a predicted model, not a curated record. Gene Ontology annotation, molecular function: protein binding. NCBI's taxonomy places the organism in Eukaryota, Metazoa, Chordata, Lepidosauria, Squamata, Viperidae. The transcript has 16 exons.
UCCCCCCUCGGUUCUUUGGAGCUUCGGGAGCCGCAGUAGCGGAGGGGACGGCAGCCAAAGGUGGCUUUCUAAAAGAUGACCAUAGAGGAUCUUCCUGACCCUUCUGAAGAAGGUGUUUCAUUGAGUAGAAGACACCAGUUUUUUAUCUCAGGCUCCGAAGAUUCAAUUACCCAUUCAGUCUCUGCUGCACCAAUGCCUUCAGAAUAUGAGUUCUCCUUUUUCGAUCCAAAUGAUGCAGCAUGUCGGGAAAUUCUUUUCAACCCCAAAACUUCUGUAUCUGAAUUAUUUGCUAUCUUAAGACAAUGGGUUCCCCAAGUUCAGCAAAACAUUGAUGUGAUAGGAAAUGAGAUCAUUAAGAGAGGCUGUAAUGUGAAUGACAGAGAUGGCUUGACUGACAUGACUCUCUUGCACUAUACUUGCAAGUCAGGAGCUCAUGGAAUUGGGGAUGUAAAAACAGCAGCAAAAUUUGCCUCUCAGCUUAUUGAGUUGGGUGCAGAUAUCAGUUUGAGGAGUCGCUGGACAAAUAUGAAUGCUCUGCACUAUGCUGCCUAUUUUGAUGUUCCAGAACUCAUUAGUAUCAUUUUAAAAAAUGCAAAACCAAAAGAUAUUGAUGCCACCUGCAGUGACUUUGAUUUUGGAACUGCCUUGCAUAUUGCUGCCUUCAACCUAUGUACUGGAGCUGUAAAGUGUCUAUUGGAACAUGGUGCUAACCCUGCUUUUAGGAAUGACAAAGGGCAGACACCUGCUGAUGUGGUUCCUGAUCCAGUAGAUAUGCCAUUGGAAAUGGCUGAUGCAGCAGCCAGCGCUAAAGAAAUCAAACAGAUGCUUUUAGAUGCGGUACCUCUGGUUUGUGACCUUUCCAAUAUAAUGCUUCCAAAUUAUGAUAAUGUCACUGGAAAAGACAUGCUUGAAUUGCUUGGCCUAAAACUGGGAGAUCGAGUUGUCAUUGCAGGACAGAAGGUUGGCACAUUACGAUUUUGUGGCAUGACAGAAUUUGCCAGCGGGCAGUGGGCUGGUAUAGAAUUGGAUGAACCUGAUGGCAAAAACAAUGGUACUGUUGGAAGAGUGCAGUACUUCAAGUGUACUCCAAAACAUGGUAUCUUUGCACCACUCUCUAAAAUAAGUAAGAUUUCUGGACACAAAAAAAGUACAAAAGCGUCUUCCUCACGACCUUUGCCUAUAAUCAAAUCCAAGAAAAUUGAUGUAACCCACAUAACCUCUAAAGUGAAUUCUGGCUUAUCCAGAAAAGAUAGUACUUCCAAUUCCACAUUUGUAAGCAGUGAAGAAGUAAAGAAAACUGUAUCAGGUAAACAAGCAAAUUACCUUGGAUCCAGUAGCUCUUCAUCCUCAACUGUAUCAUUAGACAGCAAGCUGAAUUGUCCCAAGAAAUGUAAUUCCACAAGUAAUAAUAAGAAGGAAAACAUGAAAGACCACCCAAUUUCAUCCAAAUCUAUGGCUGAAGGAAACAAUACUUUUCUAUCUGCAAAGAAAAAUGCAUUUGAGGAAGGGGAAAUUCAGAUUGGAGAAAGAGUACUGGUGGUUGGACAAAGAACUGGAAUAGUUAGAUUCUAUGGGACAACCAAGUUUGCACCAGGGCUUUGGUAUGGCAUAGAACUGGAUAAACCUCGUGGCAAGAAUGAUGGCUCAGUUGCAGGCAUACAGUACUUCAGAUGCCCCCCCAGAUACGGUGUUUUUGCACCACCCUCUAGAGUGCAAAAGCUAACAGGAUCACUAGAAUCUCUCACAGAUACUUCAAGUAAAAUGAAUCAUUCUUUCCCUGGUUUCCAACGAAGUUUCAGUACAACCUCUGCAGUUUCACAAAAAGAGAUAAACAGGAGAAAUUUCUUUGUCAAAUCAAAAAAUUCUUCUUUGCGUCGUAGUUGGAGCAACACUACUACUACAAGCACAGAUGGCCCAGUAAAAUUACAUGAAGGCUCUCAGGUCCUCCUGAGCAGCUCCAGUGAGAUGGGCACAAUUCGCUACAUUGGGCCCACCAGUUUUGCUCCAGGCAUUUGGCUUGGCCUGGAACUUCGGAGUGCUAAGGGCAAGAAUGAUGGCUCUGUGGGUGACAAGCGAUAUUUCACUUGCAAGCCAAAAUAUGGAGUCUUGGUGCGUCCAAGUCGAGUAACUUAUCGUGGGAUUAAUGGAAUGAAACUUGUUGAUGACAUCUGUUGAAGAACACUAUUUUUCAUUAAGAUGAGGUACAGAUGAGGAAAACCUGACUUUUACCUGCGUGGAACCCCAUCUUUACUUAACAUCCUAAAGCUUCGUGACUCUAAGAUGCUCACAGUUUGGAAGUGUGCAGUGACUGAAGAAUGAGAUCUUAGUAGCUUUCACUAUAAAACAUUUCUUGCUUGAAUACUCCUUGCAUUAGAAAUAUCUUGGAUUUGAGCUGCUCUGUUACUCCAAUAAUAUCCAUUAUUCGAACUAACUCCAUUUUGACAGGCUUUGUCUCUUCAAAAUGAGCUUUUCAUCCUGUAUUUUAGUGAAGCUAUAAUGCAGCAAGAGAUCAUACAGCUUGUUAAAUAACUCUUUAAACUGCUUUCUCUAGAAAAAAACAAGGUAGAAAAACAACAGUGAAAGAACUCUGGGAAGCUGUUAGCUUUAGACAGUUCCCUGAAAGCACAAAACGAUCAGUUGAAAAGAACCCUGAAAAGCAGAAUUUGCUUAUUUGACAUGACAUGGAAGCUACAAAAAAUGUAUAUUUUCAGGUUUCCAGCAAAAGCACUUUUAAACUGUGUAUGUGUG